Messenger RNA from Diutina rugosa, 609 nucleotides. RefSeq lists its product as uncharacterized. Bases 1 to 609 code for a protein of 202 amino acids. NCBI's taxonomy places the organism in Eukaryota, Fungi, Ascomycota, Pichiomycetes, Serinales, Debaryomycetaceae. The transcript has a single exon. The record is from RefSeq and is a predicted model, not a curated record. Gene Ontology annotation, molecular function: NAD(P)H dehydrogenase (quinone) activity; FMN binding.
AUGGCUCCCAAAGUUUGCGUUCUCUACUACUCGAUGUACGGCCACCUCAACAAGUUGGCCGAGGCCGUCGCCGCCGGGGUGCGGGCCGCUGGCGGCACCGCCGACAUCUACCAGGUCCCCGAAACGUUGCUGGACCAUGUGUUGGAGUUGAUGCACGCUCCUCCCAAGGCCAAACACCCCGUCGCCUCGAAGGAAGUGCUCUUGGAGUACGACGCGUUUUUGUUCGGUGUCCCCACCAGAUUCGGUAACUUCCCCGGCCAGUGGAAGGCGUUCUGGGACCAGACCGGCGGCUACUGGGCCCAAGGUAAGUUGUUCGGCAAGUUUGCUGGUGUGUUUGUCUCCACGGGUACCCCCGGUGGUGGCCAGGAAGUCACCGUCGUCAACACGUUGUCGACGUUGGCGCACCACGGGAUCGUCUACGUGCCCCUCGGGUACAAGAACGCCGGCAAGUACCUUACCUCGUUUGAAGAAGUCCACGGGGGUUCGCCCUGGGGGUCGGGUACCUUUGGCGGUGCUGACAACCAGAGACAGGUCACCGAGUUGGAAAAGAACUUGGCGUCGCUUCACGGGCAACAGUUCUAUGAACAAGUGAGCUCUUACUUGAAGUAA